Molecule: messenger RNA, 4211 nt
Organism: Hyla sarda
Lineage: Eukaryota; Metazoa; Chordata; Amphibia; Anura; Hylidae
Gene: TBC1D17
Product: TBC1 domain family member 17
Exons: 18
Coding region: 265-2517 (750 amino acids)
Biological process (GO): activation of GTPase activity
Molecular function (GO): GTPase activator activity
Source: RefSeq, a predicted model, not a curated record
CUCACUUUCCCUCCGCUCCUGCUUUGAAGCCUCUUCAUUGUUCACUCUGUUAGGGCACGUUCACACUGCGAGAGUCCGUCUGGCGGCCGCCGCUGAAAAUGCUUCGGCGCUAGGGCCGCGGGGAACUGAGCCGUCACCGUUGACGGCUAUGCAGUGCUCGCGGAAUCCGUGCAAAGAAUCCGCGCGGAACAGUUUCAGCGGCGGAAUUGUCCGCCGCUGAAAUUCCACAGUGUGAACGGGUCUUGCGGAAACCCGUUCACAAUAAUGUUAAGUUCACACAAGUUUAAAUUCCGCGGGAACUGUCCAGAGCAGGAUAGGUUUGCUGUGGGGAUUUCCUCCUACUCUGGACAGUUCCUCACAUGGACAGAGGUGUCAGCAGAGAGCACUGUGGUCAGACAGAAAGGAAAUUCAAAAAGAAAAGAACUUCCUGUGGAGCAUGCAACAGCUGCAGACAAGCGUCUAAGGGGGCAGGGCCGUCCCUAUGGCAACCGCCAAGAUGAGGGCGUGACCUGUCACAGGGGCGGAAGUGACGUCGUGAACGCGGAAGUUUUGGAGUGGCUGGUCAUGGAAGCUUACAAGAUCGUGUUUGAAAAGCAUGGCGUCUUCUUACAUACCAGUGCCAAGAGGCAGAAUGAUCAGGAUUCCAUGAUCCCUGGGGUUAUCCGACUCAUAGAGAAGACAUCGGAUGUGCUCCUUCAGUGGGUUCCCAUAGAAGAAGAAGGAGAUGUGGCUCAGAUUCACUAUUCUAAGAAGGAGUCUCCAAGCAGCGAGGCAUGCCGGGCAGAGGACGAUAUGUUUGACCCCGGCUAUGAACCAGACUGGGCAGUUAUCAGCACUGUAGGGACCAAAGUUCGUCCACAGGAAGAUUUGUCAGCCGUGAAACCAGGGAAUCGUGAAAAGUGGGCCUUCUCCAUCAGUCUGUCAGAACUCAAGUCUGUCCGCAAGAGCAAGCCGGGUCUGAGCUGGUCCUAUCUAAUCUUUAUUACCAAGGAGGGGGUGUCCUUCCAAGCUCUUCACUUUCAUCAAGGUGGAACUAAAGCUCUUCUGAAGGCUCUUCGGAAAUAUGUCAUCCUGGCCGUGUCUCCAAAAGAUUCUCGCCUCUUUUUGGUCUAUCCACAUGACUCUCAUGCCCUCUCCCACUCCUUCGAUGAACUCCAGAUGUUUGAUGACGGCUCUUCUGACGUGGUGUCUAGAUUUUUUCAAGAUCCGUAUUCUGCAACCUUUGGCGGGUUUUCCAAAGUAACCAAUUUUUUCCGUGGGGCUUUGAGGCCUCAGGAUGGACAUCACCAGAGACCCUUGUCAGAGAUGGCUGUAGGGCUGGAGGAUGAACCAGGUUUUGAAGUGAUCACCUGUCAAGUGGAGCUGGGCGAGCGUCCAGUCAUAGAGCGCCAGGCACCUGUCAGUGAGCAGGAAUGGGAAUCCUACAUUGAUUCUGAAGGUCAAGUGAUGAAUGUGGAUGCCUUGAAGAAGAGGAUAUUUUCUGGGGGCUUGUGUCCAGGGCUUCGAAAAGAUGCAUGGAAGUAUCUCCUCGGCUAUUAUCCAUGGGACAGUACAGCAGAAGACAGAAAAUCUUUAGUACGGAGAAAAACGGAUGAGUAUUUCCGUAUGAAGCUGCAGUGGAAAUCUGUGACCGAAGACCAGGAGAAGAGGAAUUCUCUGCUGAGAGGUUACCGCAGUUUGAUUGAAAGAGAUGUCAGCCGUACAGACCGGAACAACAAGUUCUAUGAGGGGAAUGACAACCCAGGACUCUGCCUUCUCAAUGAUGCCUUGAUGACAUACUGCAUGUAUAAUUUUGAUCUGGGGUAUGUUCAAGGAAUGAGCGACCUCCUCUCCCCCAUAUUGUAUGUCAUGCAGAAUGAGGUGGAUGCCUUCUGGUGCUUCACUGGGUUCAUGGAGAUGGUGCACCACAACUUUGAAGAGAGCCAAGAAAGUAUGAAGAGGCAGCUGUCCCAGCUCAACCUUUUGGUGCGAGUCCUGGAUCCUGCCCUCUGUGAUUUUCUGGAUUCAAAAGAAUCUGGAAACCUAAGUUGCUGCUUCAGGUGGCUGCUCAUUUGGUUCAAACGGGAAUUCUCCUUCCAAGAUACACUUCUCCUAUGGGAGGUGCUGUGGACGGGGCUGCCGUGUCCUAACUUCCAUCUUCUCGUCGCUUGCGGCAUACUCGAUUCAGAGCGGGAAGCGUUAAUGAACUCUGACUAUGGCUUCAAUGAGAUCCUUAAACACAUUAAUGAGCUGACCAUGAAGAUGAGCGUGGAGGACAUUCUGUGUCGGGCUGAAGCCCUGAAUCAGCAGCUGGCACACUGUCAGGAAUUACCUUUUAAUAUAAAAGAGCUGCUCGGCAUGGCAGAUGCGAAGAGUCCAGCACCCAGCACGGACACAGCCAGCCCACCACAGCCCCUCUCUCCGAGCCAGGUCCAUGAACUAGAUCUCACCGACAGUGUGUCCCCCAGUCAGCCAGACAGUAGUAUCGAAAUACUGCCCACAGAGGACACUACAACCUCACAGAGCCUGUCUCCUUGACUAGCCUCACCAUUCAUGCUUUCUAAUACUACAUCUGCUCUGUGUGCACUGGCGUUGUACUCAGACUCGACUUGUUACGUGGACGAUUCUACACAGUCAUCUGGUCAUGUCUACACAGUCAUCUGGUCAUGUCUACACAGUCUACACAGUCAUCUGGUCAUGUCUACACAGUCUACACAGUCAUCUGGUCAUGUCUACACAGUCUACACAGUCAUCUGGUCAUGUCUACACAGUCUACACAGUCAUCUGGUCAUGUACUCACUCACAACUGACAAUGACUAAAUUAUUAACCUCUGUUCAUAACUAAAGACUGACAUCAGAUAUCAUACAUCCUACGUUACCCGUUGAUAUGCCGCUAGCAUCACGGAAACCUCUGCCCCAUACGUCAUUUGGAAAUGGAGUAGUUAUUGUAUAUAAAAAGUUUGCUGCCUUUGUAUACUUGAAAAUUAUGUGAUAUAUUUUCAAUGUAGAUAGCAAUGGCUAAACUAGUAGACCUGAUGGGUUCAGGCCUGGGGAUGCGACUUAUAGCUGCUACCACUCAACCGUGUAUCUUUAUGCAUUUGGUAUAAUCGUGAUAUGUCUAGUGAAAUUUGUGGCGUGAACAGUUACCCUAAGAUUAAGAACUAUUCACAAGAUAGGGAAUAACUAGAUGAUCGGUGGGGGCCCAGCUACUAGGACCCCCACUGAUCACGAGAAUGGAGGUCAAUUGUCUCCUGAUUGAAAUGGUAUUGGCCAUGCCCGACCACUGCUCCAUUCACUGUCUAUGGGACUUCCAGACAUUGUUGAGUGUUAAACUCUGCUAUGAUGGGAAGACCCAUACAGGGAGAUUUUUUCAGUAAAACUAUGACAGCAUUUUUUAAAAAGUUGCACGUGUGACUUUUUGCACAGCUCCGCUCCCCGACACCCACUCACAUCUACAACCUGCCUGCAAGAUGUUGGGACUACAACUCCCAGCAUGUCCUCACUGUAAGGGCAUGCUGGGAGUUGUAAUCCUGUAAUAGCUAGUGGGUGGGUGGUAAAUGUGGGCAGGUGGUCGGGGAGCGAAGCUGUGCAAAAAGUCGCACAAAAAGUCGCAGGUCACCAGCCGCAGCGAUGUCCCACCCCGGCCGGUGAUAGGCUGAGCCCACUGUCAUGUGAGAAGUCGGCCAGAGCUCUGCGGCGUCCCCUUACCCAGGAAGUGGAAUGACGUCAGCACUUCCGGACCAUGAGGCCUGUGCCAGACCAACGGGGGCUCGUAGCAAGGUAUGUAUAAGUUUAUGUUUGAGGCACGGGCACGGGAAUAUAUAAAAGUGCUCCACUACAGUUGUCCUUUAAGGUGGUUGUGCAAGAUAUGAAAAAAAGGGUUGUGUUUCCUGGAAAGCAUACCAAUAUGAAUCGUAGUCUAUGAGAAGUAUUGCAAUACUGCAUUUAGGCCUAGACAUCAGUGGUGCUGCUUCUGAGAGGACCCUUUUCUCUCUUAUCUUGCAAAACCCCAUUUAUGGGUAGGUUCCCCCAUAACUAAUCUGCUUGCUUUGAUACCAGUGGGUUUGCAAUAGUGGCAGAUUUGCAGAUUUUCCGCUGACCCAUUGAAGUCAAUGGUAUCAAAAUCCACUGCAGAAUUUUUUUGUUGUUGUUGUUACGUGUGAACUUAUCCUUAAAACUGGUGCCAGAAAGUUAAACAGAUUUGUAAAUUACUUGUAUUAAAAAAAUCUUAA